AUGACAGUGCUGCCAGCUAUUCACGAGGGCCAAUUCAGGCUCUUGAAGAUCAUCAAAGCAGAGCCUUCGCUCGAAUGCGAGGUCAGGGUCUGGGAUCUGCCGUCACAGAACGAAGGCGGAGAAUCCAGAUCCCCUCAAGCGUCCUAUUUUGCGCUCUCGUACGCGUGGGGUGCAGCAACCCCAACAUGGUCAAUCACCUUGAAUGGGAAGCCCUUCGAAAUCACAGAGAAUCUAGGGGCCGCGCUUGUGGAGAUAUACCGCCGAGAAGAGAUUCGCGGCGCCUGGCAAUGGAUCGAUCAGAUCUGUAUCGACCAGGCUGACGAUGAUGAGAAGUCUAGGCAAGUCAACGCGAUGCACAUAGUUUAUGCUUGUGCUCGGCGAACCUUGAUCUGGCUCGGCCCAGCGGCCGACGACAGCAAUCUCGCCAUGGACAACAUGCGAAAGCUGACCGAGGAAAUGGGAAAGCCUCCGUACCCAACCAGUGAGACUGAGAAGGAAGUGAUUCAUCGCCGAUUGGCACCUCGCAACCAUCCAGUCUGGCGGGCCGUGGUCAGAUUGUUCGGCCGCUCGUGGUUCGGCCGCGUGUGGAUCUUACAAGAAGUCGUGCUCUGCAAGGGCGCCUACGUCCUGUGCGGCGAUCGCACCUUGGUCUGGGAGGCAUUGGUCGAGUUUGCGAACGCCAUAGUUGCAAUAUGGCCGGCAGUCCUGAUGAAUGCAGGCCAAGAUCCGACACAAGAGACCGUCAGCGGGUUUGACAGCUGCAGUCAGAUUGAUCGGUUCAGAAGAGAUGCUGCUGCUCGCCGAUUGUUUCCAUUACUCACGACCACUCGCAAUAGAGAUACAUCCGACGUCGUCGAUCACCUCUACGGCAUUGCCGCUAUGCUCCCGGAGAUCCAGAAGCCUUUUAUUCGAGUGGACUAUUCUCGAUCCUACAUCGAAGCCAUCAUUGCGUUUUGCAAAGGCUGUGUCGACAAAGACCCUGCGCUUUGGGUGCUCAGUAUGGCAGCUUCGACGAGUCGGACACAAGGCCUCCCUUCCUGGUGUCCAGACCUCGCGCAUAGGUUUUCUGACGGGACGCAGCUCGCGUCGUACCCAGCCUUUCAAGCAGGCUUCAUCAACCGCAGCCAGCGUGCCAGCCCUAUCCGUGUUCUUGCGCAACCACCGAAUUCAAUAUCGGUACCCGGCUUCCGCCUCGACGCCGUAUCACACGUGGUCCACACCGCGCCCAACGACGGUGACAUGGAAACAUGGGAGUCGGAAUGUAAACAAUUGUUUGAGUCAACACGGACUCACGGGGGCGGGAACGAUGACGCAGAAAGGCUUGAAACGUAUGCUCGAACAUUGGCUGCGGGCCAUUGGAAUCCUACUGUCCCCAUCGUGCCAGAACAUAGGCUGUACAAUGACCUACAAGGUGCACGGCGAUUCUGGCAAGAGGUCGUUUCCAAAACUCCCUCCGACUUUAGCACGUACCACGUGUCCAAGGACGCCGUGCUUCGGUUCAACGUCGCCGUUCACCUCCACGACCAAAGAAAAUUCUUCAGCACCCAAAACGGCAGGAUCGGAUUAGGUCCGAGCCAACUCAGGCCCAACGAUAUUGUCUGCGUAUUCUAUUCCGGAGCCUGUCUCUGGGUGCUCAGAGAAAGCGAGACCGGUGGUACAUUUACCCUCGUAGGCGAGGCGUAUAUGCACGGCUUCAUGGACUUGCCAACUACCUUGAAGGCCCAUGCGGCGGAAAGGGGCGCCGAUGCAGAGUUUGUGAUUGUGUGA
Molecule: messenger RNA, 1767 nt
Organism: Cladophialophora psammophila CBS 110553
Lineage: Eukaryota; Fungi; Ascomycota; Eurotiomycetes; Chaetothyriales; Herpotrichiellaceae
Exons: 1
Coding region: 1-1767 (588 amino acids)
Source: RefSeq, a predicted model, not a curated record